UAUCUUUUCAGUAGUUUCGCAAUUCCGGACAAGAAGAAUUGGCAUCCACGUGGCCAUAAAAAGAAUCUUCAAAUUUGCAAGCAAAUUAUGACUGCUUUUUGCCGAAGAUUUAUUCCGAAAAAGUAUUUUGGUACAACUGUAUUUUUGGCAGUGAUACACGUGGUACUGUUUGGAUUUUACAUCAGCGGAAUGAAAAAUAUUGUGGAAUUUUGCCAAUCUAUGAAUGCUGAACAACAGGCAAUGAAUAGAAUUGAUCCAUCAGAUAUCCCUGAAAAUGGGAUUUAUUUUCUGGAGACAUCAGGAUUGCCCAUGUUGAGCCCCAAACAGCUCUGUGCAGUUGAGUCUGCAGCUCUACACCACCCCAACAGAUCCGUGGUAGUGGCAGUGAAGAAUAAGUUUUUGCAGUUGCCCUCAGUUGUCAAAUCCUGGUCAGAAAAGUACCCAAAUAUCAUGUUCACCACAAUAGACAUUGUCCAAUGGCUGAAUGGCACCAUUCUUCAGCCAUGGUUAUCCAAAAACUUGCUUGAAAACAGCACAUAUAAAACUGUUCACAUGAGUGAUAUCCUGAGGUAUGUCACAAUGUUCAAGUAUGGUGGACUGUAUUUGGACACUGAUGUGGUUGUCAUGAAACCUAUGGAUGAAUUGGUGAAUGCUGUUGGUCUGGAGGGAACUGGUGUGAUAAACAAUGCAGUCCUUGCAUUUGAGAAGCAUCAUCUCUUCAUGGAAGCCUGUUUGAAGGAACUGUCUGAAAAGUAUGACCCUUACAACUGGGGUUCCAAUGGACCAGGUAUGCUGACAAGGAUAAUCCGCCCCUAUUGUGGCUGGAAUAUCACAGAUCCUGUGAAACCUGGUGACUGUAAAAACAUCAAAGUCUUGAACAUCAGUGCCUUUUAUCCAGUCAAAUAUGCUUCAUGGCGAUCAAUGUUCAAUCAUGCUCCAAUUAUUUCUGCAAGUAUUCUCAAAAAGGCUAAGCAGAGUUAUACUCUGCAUUACUGGAAUCGCAAAACUGUGGAUGAACCCAUUCAAGUGGGUACCCCUCAAGCUCUUGGUGUUCUUGCUGCCAAACAUUGUCCAUUAGUCUCUGCUUCAAUAGACAAUGGGGAGCUGUGGGGACUCAACAUGAAAUACAUCAACAAAUCCUGA
Notodromas monacha is the source of this 1143-nucleotide messenger RNA. The record is from the annotation of a GenBank genome assembly. NCBI's taxonomy places the organism in Eukaryota, Metazoa, Arthropoda, Ostracoda, Podocopida, Cyprididae.